Messenger RNA from Penicillium longicatenatum, 318 nucleotides. RefSeq lists its product as uncharacterized. Bases 1 to 318 code for a protein of 105 amino acids. NCBI's taxonomy places the organism in Eukaryota, Fungi, Ascomycota, Eurotiomycetes, Eurotiales, Aspergillaceae. The record is from RefSeq and is a predicted model, not a curated record. The transcript has 2 exons.
AUGGACCUCAUUGACAGCGUUAGCCUUGACAACCUCUCGCAGGACGCCAUCGCCGCAUGUUCUAGUAGGGUCAUGAAGGAGGACAAGAACGAUAAUGAUGUCGGAGUCAUCUAUACGCAAUUGGCGAAAUACCUUCUUCAGCUUUUCGAGGUCAACUUUGACCGAACUGGCGGCCUAUCAUCGCCACAGGCCGAAGCCCAAGGUCCUACACCGCUACGACCGCUGACAUCCAAGGCACAUAGUACCCUACACCAUGGGGGUUUGAACACUCUCGGUGACCGAGCACACGGGUUUGCGAAGAGCCAUGACCCCUUAUGA